Messenger RNA from Fusarium venenatum, 579 nucleotides. The record is from RefSeq and is a predicted model, not a curated record. Lineage: Eukaryota; Fungi; Ascomycota; Sordariomycetes; Hypocreales; Nectriaceae.
AUGUCAGAAAAGCCACCUGCUUUCACCGAUGAUUUCCUCAUUCGGCAAUUCAAGACCAACCCUCCGGGCAGGUAUACCAUCGCACUUCUUGGAACUUCCCUCUUUGGGUGCUUCAAAUACUACACAGCUCAUGACCGCUACUUUAAGGAAAACCCUUACCUCUUGAACCUGGGCGGUAGCUUGGGAGCCGACAGGAUCCGAAAUGUUCAACGUCUUAUCGACCAAGGCUUUGUUCACGGCGAUAUCACCGAGAAUGGCUUGUCAAAAUCGGAUGCCCAAGCCUAUGGCAGAGUAGUCACCAGCCUGCGAGAUAAGUUUCCAGAUGCGCAGAUCGUCAUCACUUCGUUCUUUCAACAGCAUGGAUUCAGCAAGCAUGUUAUUGAGAACGCAAAUGAGAUGUUACGACAAAUUGUUUCUCAAAGUGGCGACGCAGUCUCGUUCUUGCCCUUUAGAGCUGAUCAAAAGAAGAUCAUGAGCAAUGAUCAAAUUCACCUGACUAAUGAUGGAUAUCGAAAGUGGUAUGACUUUAUGCAAAACGACAUCGACAAUCGUCUAGACGAAGAGUGGGAGAAAGAAUGA